Messenger RNA from Didymodactylos carnosus, 2283 nucleotides. NCBI's taxonomy places the organism in Eukaryota, Metazoa, Rotifera, Eurotatoria, Philodinida, Philodinidae. The record is from the annotation of a GenBank genome assembly.
AUGAAAUUUGCUGAACAUUUGGCUGCUCAUGUGACGCCUGAAUGGCAUUCUCAAUAUAUUCGCUAUGAUGAAAUGAAAGAUCUUUUGUAUGCUGCCGUCGAAAAAGCUCAACCGUUUAUCGAUGAUACUGAUAACACUAUGCGUGAAAAUUAUUUUUUAAGAAUUGAUGAGUUUUUUUUUCAACACUGUGAAAAAGAAGCGUCUAAAAUUAAUACAUUUUUUGCCGAAAAAUUAGCAGAAGCAUUAAGACGAUUAGAAACAUUGAAAACUGAAUUACGCUUAAUGACUCAUCACGAAUAUCACCGUCGAUAUGCUCAUCGAAAUAAUAUAGGUAUCGAUGAAGAAGGUGGUUUGAGUCCAAGUGGCACUGUGAUAGACGGACAUCAACGAGGUACGAUGGUUCCAUUGACGCGUGUUCUACCAGAACGAUUUAUUGCACAUACAAUAGAAAAACGUCAACAACGAACACAGUUUCGUAAAAUUCAUGAUGUAAAACUAGCAUUUAGUGAGUUUUAUUUAAUGCUUGUUCUAUUACAAAAUUAUCAAACAUUAAAUUUUACUGGUUUUCGUAAAAUAUUGAAAAAACAUGAUAAAUUAUUUCAAACAACACGUGGAGAAGAAUGGAGAAAAUUACAUAUUGAUUAUACACCAUUUUAUACAACAAAACGUGUUGAUCAAUUAAUUAAUGAAGUUGAAACAAUGUACACAGAUGAAUUAGAGUUAGGAAAUCGACCGAAAGCAAUGAAACGUCUUAGAGUACCACCAUUAGAAGAAAAACAAUCACCAGCUGUGACAUUUCGUGUUGGUAUGUUAUGCUUAUUAAUACCAAUAGUGAUUGCUUUGGGUGUCAUAUUUCACGAGAAUCACUCAAAAAAACCAAUUGUAUGGCGUCAAGCAUUAUUAUUAUAUCGUUCAACAUUCUUAGUUAUCUUACACAUUAUUCUUGUUGGUUUUAAUGUUUAUGGUUGGUCAUCAUCAGGUGUUAAUCAUGUACUUAUAUUUGAAAUAGAUCCUCGAAAUCAUUUAACUUAUCAACAAUUUUUAGAAGUUGGUACAUUUUUAUUUGUACUAUGGUUUCUAAGUUUUAUAUCAUUCAUAUUAACAUCUUAUUUUGAUUUUCAUCCAUUUAUUCAACCAGUUGGUUUUUUAAUACUUCUCAUAUUAUUUUUAAUCAAUCCUACACCAACAUUAUAUCAUCAGGCACGUUUUUGGUUUUUACGUACAUUGGGUCGUGUAUUAUUAGCACCAUGGUACAAAGUUGGAUUUGCUGAUUUUUGGCUUGGUGAUCAAUUAACAUCGUUAGAAUUAUUAUUUUUUGAUUUAGAAUAUUUUAUUUGUUUUUAUGUAUUUGAUAUAAAUUGGUGGUCAGUAUCUAAUGAACCAACAAUUAAACGUGGUAUAUUUUGUAGUAAUCGAACACAAAUUAUAUUUCAAACAAUUUUAUUACUUUUACCUAGUUGGUUUCGUUUUUCACAAUGUUUAAGACGUUAUCGUGAUACAAAACAAAAAUUUCCACAUUUAUUAAAUGCUGGGAAAUAUGCCAGUGGUUUCUUUGUAGUUAGUGCUAAUUCAUUACGUCGUGCAACUCUCUUAGAUUAUGAACAAACACCGAUAAAAAAUCCAUUUUUCUAUUUUUGGAUAAUAGCAUCAGUUAUUGGUUCAAGUUAUAAACUUGUCUGGGAUUUAAAAAUGGAUUGGGGAUUUUUUGAUAAGAAUGCUGCUGAAAAUAAAUUAUUAAGAGAUCAAUGUGUUUAUCCGUCUAAAAUCUAUUAUUAUAUUGCCAUAUGUGAAGAUAUUUUAUUUCGUUAUUUAUGGGUAAUUAAUAUAUUUCUUCAUUUUAAAACACGAUUAGCUGAAUAUGCAGAUGUUAUCGGUUUUAUAUUUGGUCUUAUUGAAAUAUUUCGACGUUUUAUAUGGAAUUAUUUUCGUUUAGAAAAUGAACAUUUAAAUAAUUGUGGACAAUUUCGAGCAGUGAGAGAUAUAUCAAUUACUCCAAUAAUAAAUUCAACAGAUUAUUCAACAUUGGAAGAUAUGAUGGAUAAAAAAGAUGGAGUUAAAAAUCGAAAAAAAUCAAAGAGACAUGAAUUGAUAAGUAAUAAAAAAACAAUAAAAAAGUAUAAACAACAACAAUCGAUAACAACAACAGAUAAUAAUAUUAUGAAUGAUGAUCAAAUGCAGACAAAAACUGAUACACUAAUGGAAUUAUUCAAUACUGAUGCAAUAUUAUCAUCAUUACAAUUAAAUUCUAACAUAGAACAGGAUAUUGGAGACAAGAAUGAAUGA